Anopheles stephensi (Asian malaria mosquito) is the source of this 628-nucleotide messenger RNA. Its product is annotated as endocuticle structural glycoprotein SgAbd-3-like. The record is from RefSeq and is a predicted model, not a curated record. Gene Ontology annotation, cellular component: chitin-based extracellular matrix. The transcript has 2 exons. NCBI's taxonomy places the organism in Eukaryota, Metazoa, Arthropoda, Insecta, Diptera, Culicidae. Gene Ontology annotation, molecular function: structural constituent of chitin-based larval cuticle. Bases 103 to 549 code for a protein of 148 amino acids.
UCUUAGGUGCAGUUCCAGUGGUCCUUUUGAUCGUUCGUCAUAAAUCGAGCGUUGCAGCAGCUGUUGUGAAGCCGUGCAGAGUGCCGUCGCCGUUUGGUCAUCAUGUUGAAGCUAGUGGUGCUAUUGGCCGUGUGUAGUGUGAUUGCAGCUCAAAAGCAGCAUCAGCAACAGCAUCAGCAGCAGCAGCAGCUCCAGCAACAAUCGUUGCCCCGCUAUAAGGAGAUCCCGAUUGUGAAUCUGGAGAAUGUGCUCGAAGUUGACGGCAAGUUCCGGUACAGUUACGAGGGUGGUGAUGGCACCCGUGCUGCCCAGGACGGACAGCAGAUUGUGGUGAACAAUCAGGUCGGGACGGCUUCCCAGGGCCAGUACACGUACCAGGGUGAUGACGGUAAAACGUACUCCAUCUCGUACAUAGCGGAUGAGAAUGGGUACCGGCCGGUGGGCGAUCAUCUACCCACGCCACCACCAGUUCCGGCACCGAUUGCACGAGCCCUGGCGCAUCUGGCAACGUUGCCACCGAGCAAGGAUGGGCCGGGCCGGAAGUUCUAGGCGUAGGGUGAUUUGUUUUACGCGUUGAAAUGCAGUGUAAAUGCAGUUGUGCGAUAAAUUGGCGUGGAAUAAAACUGCU